CAACCAAUCAGAUGGGCGCAUACUAGGUGUGCGUAAUUUGAGUUUUUUCUAUAUUUAUGCUUGAUUGCUUCCUCAAAUGUCCCUACGGCCGGUCAGUUUUCUGGAGAGGCAUUUUUUUAAAAGAACGGAAUUCAAUGUGCAUGAGAAAUUCGAGAGUAGAACCUAUAUUUUUGUUGUCAUGUGGCUCCUUCAAUCCAGUCACUGUGAUGCACAUGAGAAUGAUGGAGUUAGCUAGAGAUAAGAUUGAAGAAUCAUAUUUACCAACAAAGCCGCUAUCGAAAGAUUCGUAUGAGGCAGAAUGUACAAACAAGACAGUAACAAAUCCUGGUCACAGAAAAGUUGUUGUCGGUGGUAUAUUUAGUCCUGUGUCAGAUUUAUAUGGUAAGAAAGGUCUUCUCCCUGCUUCUGUACGCGUUGAACUUACACGUCUGGCUUGUAAUUCCGCAUCAGAUUGGCUGACUGUCAGUAACUGGGAAUGCUGUCAACCAAAUUGGUCAAGAACUCGCGUGGUCUUAGAUCAUAUUCAGACUGCACUGGAAAGUGUGUAUUCGGAUUUGUGUAACAGUAAUGCCGCUGAGUGUAUUUCAAUCUUGAAAAAUAAACCAUAUGUAGAAAGUGAUUCAUACGAUGUUAACCAUUUGGUUGUCAAGGUUGAUGAACAAGUGAAAAAAUCAUCACUAGAAGGUAUGUCAACCAACAGUUGGCUUAGGAAUUGCUUAAUGAGCAUUGAACCCCCUGAGAACAAUUAUAAUUCAGAAUGCACUGGGAACCAGUCGUAUACUAAUGAUUAUGAAAACAACAAUUCCUCCACAUUUUCCUCUUAUGAGAAGUGUGAUUACAGACUCAAAAGUGAAUCAACUAAAUUUUGGCUGUCAAAGCCUCACGUGAAAUUCGUAUGUGGUAGUGAUCUUCUUCAGUCGUUUUCAACUCCCAAUUUAUGGGCACUGGAUGACCUUGAGACAAUUAUUGGAAAAUACGGUGUGGUUUGCAUAGCUCGACCGUCAUAUGAUGCUACGAAGAUCAUCCAUGAAUCAGAAAUCCUACACAAAUACAAGACUAGUUACUUCUCAGAAAGACUUACACAAUCACAAAGCCUUUGUUGUCCUUCUAGGUUUUCAUACUGAAACCUGCGCUGAAGAUGGUGUUUUGAAGGACGACGGAGGCUUUGGAAUUAAAUCAACCAGCUCAGAUAACACAAAUCAAAAUCACUCACCUGAGCUACAAAUCUUCCCCAUUAUUUCAAAGACUGACAUACUUAUAAACGUCGCAGUCUUUACUUUGUACUCCGUUAGAGAAACCAAAUGCCGGAUAGAACACUUACCAGUUAUUUAGCCGUAGUAGAAAACCAUUUGUUUAUUAGCUAGACAUUCUACUUCACUUAGUGCUCAGAACCAAAUAAUCACCUCACUUGGAGAAAAUUUAGCAGUUUUUCUGCAGUAAUAGUAAAUAGGGAGGAACAAGUAUAUGCACAUGAGAAUGUUCUCGUCAUUUGAUUCACUGGUAUACGGUUUACCAAACAGUCUUCUUAUUAAUGCUGAAAUAAUCAUACCAUAGUGUUUGUCAUAAAAUUCAUCACUUCUUGGUGUAUUUCAAUAAACACAGGAUAAUAUUGAGUUCGUGACAGAUGGCUGUCAAAAUUCACUUAGUUCCACCUUAGUACGCGCAGCGCUAUGUCAUGGGAAAAGUGUUCGUUAUCUUGUGCCAGAAUGUACUUUAGAAUACAUCUAUACUCAUAACUUAUACGGUGCUAAAAGAAGAAAUGUUGGUCUACGCAAUCGGUGUGAAUAAACUUCAACUUGCCAUUUCAACAGUAUUAACAAUAUUACUUUUGCUUUUAAAAUGCUGAUAAUUAAUUGGGAAUUGAAUCCAUAAUAUCUUUUCUUACUACCUGAACAUAAUUUUUGAGAAUUUUUAAUUUUAUUUGGUAAUGCUACUUUCGUAUAAUUCUGUCUAAUUGUUUUAGCCUAUAAUUAUGACGAUAUCAGAAACAUUUUUGAUAAUAAAAGCCGUGAUUUCGCAAUCGACUUUUCCGUUUGUUAAAAGAGGAGUUAUUACUAGAAGUUACUUCAUAAAAAUGUUAUAUUUUCGUUUAUACGGUGAUAAUAAUAAUAAUAGGUUUAUCCCGGAAUUUACGUCUGAACACAAUAUAGGAUUCUCGGUGUAAUUUCCUGCAGAAUAUUUACUCCCUGUGUAGAAUCUUCAGGUAAAUAAUACUCAUUGACAGUAUAUCACAUGAUGCAAUGUCAUUUUACCUGAAACAAGACUCAAUUCUCUAUGACAUUUUCUUCUUUAAGUGCACAGCAGUAGGUUGGAAGCCAAUUAAAAAUUUGUGA
Molecule: messenger RNA, 2333 nt
Organism: Trichobilharzia szidati
Lineage: Eukaryota; Metazoa; Platyhelminthes; Trematoda; Strigeidida; Schistosomatidae
Source: the annotation of a GenBank genome assembly